Messenger RNA from Lottia gigantea (owl limpet), 354 nucleotides. RefSeq lists its product as hypothetical. Gene Ontology annotation, cellular component: cytoplasmic dynein complex; cytoplasm. The record is from RefSeq and is a predicted model, not a curated record. The annotation marks the transcript as partial. Gene Ontology annotation, biological process: microtubule-based movement. The transcript has a single exon. Lineage: Eukaryota; Metazoa; Mollusca; Gastropoda; Lottiidae. Gene Ontology annotation, molecular function: dynein intermediate chain binding.
GUGCCACUACAACCAACGUAUCGUAUGGAACCCACCACCUACUUUGUUACGUCUGAAGCUUACAAAAUCAUCAAGAACGUUUUAGAGAAGCACCUUGAUGGUUUCCAAUACAACAGUAAAUGCUGUCAAACAAUGACAACUUUACUUAGUGAUGAUAUAAAGGAUCAAGUGAGACAUUUAAACUUUGGACGAUACAAGGUAGUUGUUACUGUUUUUAUUGGUGAAAGAAAGGAACAAGGAGUUAUGGUCGCUAGUCGAUGUGCCUGGGAUGUAAAAACCGAUACCUUUGCCACCUAUACUUUUAAAAACCCGUCAUUAUUUUGUACAGCUUCGGUUUAUGGAGUUUAUUUGGAG